AUGGCUCCCUCCAAACCUCGCCGCCGUAGUCGUCGUAGGCAGAGGAAAAUUCCCGUUACCGAACAAGGUUACGGCCCAGGACCACGGGCUCCUCCUUACAACGUCGACACUGACUCCUCUGACUCCUCUGACGCUGACUCUGACACCGAUUCGGAGGGCACUUACAUUCCGUCCAAGGAUGAAGCGGAUUCGGGAUCCGAUACAGACUCUGGUUCCGACACUGUUUCCGAUUCUGAGGGUACAGUCCGACUGGGAGACGAACUUGGGGAGUUGGAACUAGAAAAGUUCGAGAGAUCCUCUCACGUGAGCACUAGUGUCGACGAGGAGAGGGAGAUGCAGCUACCGCGUCAUCUUUUGUUGAAGCAAAGGCGAGAAAAAGAGAAAGCCAUGAUGUCUUCCCGCUCUAAGUCUAGCUCGUCCUCUGGGACUGUGCGGUACAGGCCAUAUCCAUCCCUCACAACUACUGACGUUAGAGCGCUCGGGCCUUGCGCUCACCUGUUCAAGAACUCCGAAGAGGAAACUUCCACCGCAACUUCCGAGUCGGUCCCUCUUGCUGAAGUCACUGGUAUCUCCAUCAAACGACAAGCAUCUCCUCCGACUCGCAGCGGAACAGCGCCUGGUCCCAGCGGGCACCUUGCGAACGACACCAACGAUGCAUCCUCUCUCGCAACUUCGGAGUCCAUUCCUCUCGCUGUUGUCAUCGGCCAACGAGAGACAGGCAGUCCCUUCACAGGCCCCAUCAGCGGCUCUCGCGAUGGAAGCCCUGAAGUAGUCAUUCCGUCCAAGACCAAAUCUGAGAUUCUGACAUGGGCCAAGACUUGUUCUCCCCGACAUCUUACACCACAACCUUCUAUCCUAUGGACCGAGCGUGCUACUUCUGUAGACGCCGAAGCCUUGAUGAACCCAGGUGCUGAUCGACCGGCAGGUCUUUCGGCACUAGAAUUUUGGACGAAGACAGCGCAGCCAAAUGCUGACCCUUGGAUUCUGCCGAGCGUGAGGGGUUCUACUCCUGGGUCUGCUACUGAGUCUGCUCCUUUAGAGCCCACUCAAAUUGCGGGUUCGAGUCGCAGUUCCUCCUCUAGAAAACCCAGCUCUAAGUGGUCUUCUACCACUAGCGUCCCGAAGUCUCCUUCGAAGAAAUUCUUUCGUGAUCGCGUUCGUGCCACUCGCUCUCGCUCUCGUUCCCACUCUCAUGCUCGGGUUCGUGCUCCUCGUGCGGCACCCGUCCUCCCCCCACUUCUCGCCUCUUCGGCCAGCGGCUCUGGAAGCUCCGCCCGAAACAGCGUAGACCGCUCGCCCCUAAGCAAUGGUUCCUACAAACCUUGGCACUACGUCCACUUCGUCCUCAACCAAUCCCCCCGCACGCUCUGUGCUCUCUUAAAGACGCGCACGGAAGACACCGCCAGAGUCCAACAAUUCGCACGUGCGGCCAACGUCUUUACCAAGCUUAUUAUCAAGGAGGCAAUUCGUCCCGACGGUAGCGUUGAGACGGAUUAUUGGGUCCUGCUGGUCAAGGAUGAAGAGACGUGCGAGCUGUUUUUGAAGAAGUAUGAGGAUGGGACGUGGGAUCUGCAGGAGUUGGCGUUGAGGGUUGGUGGCCUGGGUUGGGGAUGCCCAGCGGGGAUGAUUGAGAAGCAGUUGCAGGAUGCGGAGGAAGGAUUGACUGGGGGUGGGAGACCGUUGUUGCCGGCACAGAUGAUGGUUGGGAAGGACUUGGGAGGGUUGGUUGUUUGGUGUUCGAUGUCGUUGAUUCAGUAA
Molecule: messenger RNA, 1758 nt
Organism: Stereum hirsutum FP-91666 SS1
Lineage: Eukaryota; Fungi; Basidiomycota; Agaricomycetes; Russulales; Stereaceae
Exons: 1
Coding region: 1-1758 (585 amino acids)
Source: RefSeq, a predicted model, not a curated record